Molecule: messenger RNA, 2697 nt
Organism: Ixodes scapularis (black-legged tick)
Lineage: Eukaryota; Metazoa; Arthropoda; Arachnida; Ixodida; Ixodidae
Gene: olf186-M
Exons: 14
Coding region: 295-2187 (630 amino acids)
Molecular function (GO): signaling receptor binding
Source: RefSeq, a predicted model, not a curated record
AGAACAUCGGACGUUCUUGGGCCGCGCUGGCCGCGCGGAGCAGCGCCGUUCGGUUUGUUCACCGUUGCUUCUCACGUUGCUUGUGCAGGGAUUUUGUCGGAAGUUGGAACUUGGUGACUUGGUUGGUUGCAGCAUCCGUGCGGUAGGCUAGCUGUAUUUUCGUACCGACCACUUACAUUCGUAAAAACGAUGCCAGUGCUAGUUAUAUAUCAGUUACCACGAAGCUCUUCAACAAUGCGAGGCAAGACGUAGGAAUCUUGGGCAGUCUCCAACUGGCCAGGAGGAUGUAGCCAGAUGGCUGCCCCCUCGGAAGAUCGAGUUCGGCGCAUUUGCAGCGGCUCUGGCAGGUCGUCUCCGGGCUAUGGGGUGGGCCGGUCGGCCCAGGCUUGGCUGUCGCGCGCCAUCCACAACCUGAGUCCCAACCUCGCUCGCAAGCUCCAGCCGAGCCCCGACGUAGUGGAAGCCAGCUGCAGGUCGUUGCGGGGUCCUCCAAGCGAGGCAGUGCCCAGGCCUCGCAGGAAAGCCCCUUCAGAGUCAGCCACCGGCGAGGCGAGUGCAGCGCCCUUACGCGACCAUUGCCUGCCCUAUGGGGGCCCCCCCGGGGAUGCGGGGGAGGUGAGCUGCGAGCGAUACGGAGCCGCGCGGCUGCGCGAGGUGUUGGCGGUGCUGCGGAGCGACCUGGGCUCUGAGCAGAAGCUAGUGGCCAUCAAGCAUGGACGUGACCACUGGCAGCGGCUAGGGGCGUGCCCCCGCAUGGAGGCUCCGAGCCCCGUCGACCAAUCGGCAGUUGGGGAGGCGGCGCGCAUGCGGCAGGACACGACGCAGCUGGUGCUCGACAAGGGUGCCGGUACACCACCCAAAUCUCCAACGUCGGUCCAAGAGUGGGUGAAUUCUCUUCCCGCUGAUGAAGCCAACAAGGCCAGCCCGUUGGAGAGUAUCAUGCGCCGGGACGGCGGCUGCCCGGUCAACCCGGAGGUGCCGGGCAAUGACGACGACAACCUCACCCUCGGAGCAGAAGCCAGGACAUUGGGCAGUUCUUCCCUGCUGCAACCUAGCUCGGGCAAGGCCAUGCUGGGUGAGCUUCGAAGCAAACAGAGCAGCUUCAACUCGGAAACGUCUGGCUUCUCCACCAUUUCAAGCAUGUCGAGCGUGGAGUCUUUGCUGGAGGCACGCCGCGAGGACCCCGAAGAGCUUCUGCUGGCGCUGGGCUUCGGGGGCCAGGAGGCAGACCCCGUGGCACGCAUUCCCGAGCGCUUUCUGGUCCAGCCGUCCCAGGCCAGGGGCGUCGACCUGCGCCGCCUCGUCUGCCACCAGGAGACACUGAGUCAGCGCCACGACACGGGCAUCCCAGCACCCAUGCACUCGGGCACACCGCCGUCGGCCAUUGCAUCUAAGAUCAUGGAAGCGAUGGAGCAGAACCAAAAGAGCCGGUCGUUUGCGGCCACAGCCAAGCUGGCGCGGGCCACGAGUAGCCUUCUGCUGAGCAGUGCCAGCCGCGGCAGUUCAGAGAGCAUCCUGGAGCCGGCCAACCGCGAGUUCCUCGAGCGCCAGGGGGCCGAGGACCAGGAGCCCGACCGCAAGAAGCUGGUUCUGGGGCGCGAGACAUUCAGCUUCGACCUGGACUCUGGCUUGGUGCUGCUCACAUCGGAGAGCAUGCGGGCCCGCUGGCGCCGUGCGGUCCGACGCAUUCUUGCCAGGGGUACCGAGAGCGCCCCGGAGAGUCCCGGUGCCGACAGAGAGGCUCGCAGGUUGUGCCGGCAGUCGACCAUCACGGAGGAGGCUCAACCGGACGAGGACUCUGGGGAGCACACCCUCACGGAGCUGUCGAACUUACAUCGUGCCCUGAAGGAGUACAAGGCCCGCCAUGCCCAGUACAGCGGCUCGCUUGCCGCUUUGGCACGUGGCUCGCAAGAGGCCAUACCCGACCUUGAGAUCGUCGGUCAGCUGAGAGAUGCGAUUGUGGACGAGGUGAGGAGGGCGGAGAGCCUGCUUGCCUCGCACCAGAUGGUGGCCCUGGUUUCCUUGCCCCGCCAAGAGUGCAUCGACUACCACCUGCUCAAGGGAAAGAUGGCCGAGCUCUUGGAUUUGCAGAGGGAGCUGUGCUCUCAGAUUGAGGAGAUUCUACUAUUAGGAGUGGACAAUGGUGGCCAAGACGAUGGGAUGUCCCUCGAUGCCGCCGCUCCCUGAGUGGCCAACGGGCGUUGGUGGCCGUUUCUGUUUCACAGGUGGUUUUGCCGUACCGAAGCAGCUCAAAGUGUUUGUCUUGGCCUAGUCAAUCUGGAAGACUUUCCAAUUCCUGUUUGUUGGGAAAGCAUAUAUUUUUCUACUUUUCCAAGUUUGAUGCAUCCUGUAAGUUUUGGGCUAGUCAGUAGUGUGUGCUUGUGGCACCAACCCCAGCAUUACAGUGUGCCCAGGAAGAGUGCUGCAAAGGGAAAGCAUGGGACCAGCGGAAUGGAUCAGUAUUGUCGUUGGCCGGAGAAACAUGUUUUGUUUUCCUCUGCGCAUAUUUAUGCUUCAGAUAUUUAUGCCUGUUGCUAAUGCAGGGCAAUGAAGGCUCUGAGCGGUAAUUCGACUGCAGUUUGUUUCUGUAGGGGUCUCAAAGUUUGUGGAGCUGCCCGCUGUUGUAAUAUAUGGCUCUUAAUUCUGCAGUGUUACAAGUUGUGGCAAAGGGUUUAAUAAAACGUUGACUUGCACAGA